AUGCCUCGUCGUUCAACCCGCCUACCUCCCGACGCGCAUGCAGGCCUCCCCAAUGGUCGUGCCACCCAACACCUCUCUCUCGACACACAAACGCCGGCUAAAAGGCAAAGGCCAAGGGAAAACUCGUUUCAGAAGGAUACGGCCUCAAGCUCCACGCCCAAACGGAGCAAGUACUUUGCGCAGUUGGGCCCGGAGAGCUCAGAUGAUGAGCUCUCAGCUCCCCCGUCAGACCUAGCUUCGAGCCCCCGUUCCGCAUAUGAUCAAAGCAAUGCAGAUACAUAUAUCCCGGACAGGAUUGAGGAAGACGAAGAAGAGUCUACAAACGAUUUCGAAGAAGACAGUGAUGACUUCACCCCGAAACGCAAAGGGAAGGGAAAAGCUAGAAGCGCAAAUCGAAGGGCUAUGGGAAAAGCACAGGACAAAAAGACACCUAUUGGAAAACCACACAGAAAGGACCUAUGGAGAGAAGGGGUGCGGACCGGCUUAGGCCCGGGCAAAGAGGUUUUCAUUGAACUACCUCAAGCGAGAGACCCGGGAGAUGUUCCAUAUGAAGACGAAACGAUUCAUCCGAAUACAAUGCUGUUCCUGAAAGAUUUGAAAGCAAACAAUGACAGAGAAUGGUUGAAAAAACAUGACGCGGAUUACCGUUCCUCAAAAAAGGAUUGGGAGACGUUUGUGGAAAAGUUGACGGAAAAGAUUAUCGAGAAAGACAGUACUAUACCUGAAUUACCGGUUAAAGAUUUGGUAUUUCGUAUAUACAGAGAUGUCCGAUUCAGCAACGAUCCGACCCCCUAUAAGCCACAUUUUUCAGCGGCAUGGUCUCGAACAGGCCGCAAAGGUCCGUAUGCCGCCUAUUACGUUCAUUUAGAACCAGAGAGGUGCUUUGUCGGCUCGGGUUUAUGGAUGCCAGACGCGGCGAGAUUAAGGCUUCUAAGAGACGACGUGGACAAUCGAUCGGAGCGUAUCAAACGCGUUCUGAGCCAUCCCGAAGUGCGAAAGGAAAUCUUCGAUGGCGUUCCUGACGAAGAAAAGAAGAUAGUGAAGGCUUUCGUCAGUCAAAAUCAAGAAACCGCAUUGAAAACAAAGCCAAAGUUGCACCUUGAGCGGACUCGGUGGCCAACAGCCAGCAUUUAUCGUCACGAGGAGCAUCAAUUGGGUGGCGGAGAGACUGUCAAGGCUAUUUUGAAUGUUCUCAAGGCUUCUGGCGCCGCCAGCACGACGUUUCUGAGGCACCACAGUUGGUAUUGCAUCGACGACACCAAGUUUGGGAAUUCUGGCGUACUGGCUCAUCGCCGCGCCCAGGCCCCUGAAGCCACAAGCCCCAGCUCAGAGUUCACACUACCAGCCUUUGAUAUCUGGUUCACUAUUUUCUUUCUACCGGGUUCUUUGAUUAUUGCAACAGAGGGCUUUUGCCGCCCGCCCGGCUACAGUGCUGACAACAAGAGCAUCGAUUUACUCCGACUGCGCUCUUUCACCCUCAACAAGAAACUCGGCGAUCAGGAUCUAUUGGGUCUAGAAGCCCUGGACAGAAUUGCCAAUGUCAUUGGCAUCAUGACUCCCUUUGUCACAUAUUUGAACAGCGUCGUGAUGCCCGACCCAGAGGAAGAUGAGGAGAGUGAGGACGAUGACGGAGCCACUCCGUCCUCUUGA
Uncinocarpus reesii 1704 is the source of this 1650-nucleotide messenger RNA. RefSeq lists its product as uncharacterized. The record is from RefSeq and is a predicted model, not a curated record. The coding region runs from base 1 to 1650 and encodes 549 amino acids. NCBI's taxonomy places the organism in Eukaryota, Fungi, Ascomycota, Eurotiomycetes, Onygenales, Onygenaceae. The transcript has 9 exons.